Engraulis encrasicolus (European anchovy) is the source of this 809-nucleotide messenger RNA. RefSeq names its product chromosome 1 C19orf53 homolog (gene c1h19orf53). The record is from RefSeq and is a predicted model, not a curated record. The transcript is spliced from 3 exons. NCBI's taxonomy places the organism in Eukaryota, Metazoa, Chordata, Actinopteri, Clupeiformes, Engraulidae. The coding region runs from base 58 to 354 and encodes 98 amino acids.
GUGCACGGCGCACACUUCAUUCUACGGCAGCAAACCAGCGCAGCGUACGUAGUUGACAUGGCUCAAGGUAAACAGAAAUUUAAAGCCCAACGGCCUGGCGGCGGUAAGAAACAACAACACAAGCAGAAAGGCCCAAAGAAAGGAGGGAGGAUAAUCGCCCCCAAGAAAACGCAAGUGGUCCAACAACAGAAACUCAAAAAGGGUCUGGAGGUGGCCAUCAGGAAUAAGAUUGAGCAGGAGGUGACCCAGAAGGCCAGCACCUCCAUGCACAAGAGACUCAACGUGCUCAAGGCACCCGCUGCAGCCUCCUCCAAACCAGCCAAUACUGCUGCUGGUGGGGGAUCUAGCAAAUAGCACACACACACACACACACACACACACACACACACACACGGCCAUGAACUAGAGACUCAACAGGUCCCCAUAUGCCUGCUCCUGCACACAUCAAAUAACACACACACACACACACACACACACACACACACACACACACACAUACACAACCAUGGACAAAGUUGGAACUGUUUUGAAAGUGUAGAUUCAUUAUAAGUAUCUGAGCAUCUGUCUCAAUGAGAUGGAAGUCUGAAGUCAGAUUUUUCUUUUGUAAUAAUUUUAUUUCUCUUUGAAUUUGUGUAUGUGGACCUGAAUAUUGCAAAUGUGCCUGUGGAUGUUUUAUUGGUGUGCUUUUACAAUAUGGCCACAAGGUGGCACCAGAAUAUGGUCCUCUCUCACUAACAUGCAGCACAGAGGAACGUUGUACAGAAAUCUUGUUUUGUGAAAAUACACAUUAAAUAUUAUAAUCAAACGGA